AUGGGGAAAAGCUGCCGGGUCAGCAAGCUGUGCGUUUUGUGCGUGGUCUUAGCCUUGGUUUCCGUGGCAACCAUCGUCACAUUGUGGACUCUUGCCCUGACAGGAGACGAUGGUGAUGACGUCACAGCUCCUUGGGACAGCUAUCGUCUGCCCACGGCUUUGGUUCCUGAGUAUUACAACAUCACGCUGUGGCCUCGACUCAGCCGUGACCCGAACACCGGCCUCUACAUUUUCACAGGGCAUUCGACUGUGCAGUUCGAGUGUGUGAAAGAAACAGAUCUGAUCCUGAUUCACUCCAACAAACUCAACUACACCAAACUAGACGAUGCACACAUUGUCAGGCUCACCAGUUCAGGUGGUGCAUCUGCUCCAGGUAUUGAGUCUACCUGGCUGCAGAAUAAGACUCAGUAUCUGGUUAUCCAGCUGAACGGUAAAUUAAGUCCAGGACGGACGUAUCAGCUGUAUGCCGAGUUCACCGGAGAACUAGCUGAUGACUUGGCCGGCUUUUACAGGAGUGAAUAUGUAGAGGAUGGAGUCAGAAAGAUAGUUGCCACCUCUCAGAUGCAUCCGACUCACGCCAGGAAAACUUUCCCAUGUUUCGAUGAGCCAGCGAUGAAAGCCGUGUUCCACAUAACUCUCAUCCACCCGCCUGGAACCGUAGCACUGUCCAACGGCAUGGAAACAGAUGUUGUUGACACCACUAUCGAUGGAGUAGGUGUGACACAGACCAAGUUUGAGCCCACCAAGAAAAUGUCCUCCUACCUGCUGGCCAUCGUCGUCUCUGACUACGCACACCUCCGUGCAACGCAAGACGACACUGUGAUCCGUAUCUGGGCUCGGAGGAAGGCCAUUGAACAGGGGCAGGGCGACUACGCUCUCAAUGUGACCGGACCCGUUCUGGACUUCUUCCAGUCGUACUACAACAUCUCGUAUCCGCUGAGCAAGUCAGAUCAGAUCGCUCUGCCAGACUUUUAUUUCGGUGCCAUGGAGAACUGGGGCUUGGUGACGUACAGAGAAACCAACCUGCUCUACGAUCCAGUGACCUCCUCCAACAAGAAUAAGGAAACUACCGCCACCAUCAUCGCUCAUGAAUUAGCACACAUGUGGUUUGGUAACCUGGUGACGCUGCGCUGGUGGAACGAGGUGUGGCUGAACGAGGGCUUCGCUUCGUACGUGGCCUACCUGGGAGCCGACAACGCCGAGCCGACGUGGAACGUGAAAGACUUGAUUGUCCUCGAUGACGUCCACAAAGUGUUUGCAGUCGAUGCCUUGACUUCCUCUCAUCCUCUGACCUCUAAAGAAGACAGCAUCAUCCUGCCAGAACAGAUCACCGAGCAGUUCGAUACGAUCUCCUACAGCAAGGGUGCAGCGGUGUUGAGGAUGCUGUCCGACUUCCUCUCAGAGCCGGUCUUCGUCCAGGGACUCAGUUCGUAUCUCAAUCACUUUGCCUACAGCAACACUGUGGGGAAUGACUUGUGGCAACAUCUACAAAUGGCGGUGAAAGACGAUGUUUCACUUCCUCGUCCAGUCCAAGACAUCAUGAACCCCUGGGUGCUGCAGAUGGGCUUCCCUGUGGUUACCAUAGAUACGACCUCGGGCAAGGUAUCCCAGAAGCACUUUCUGCUGGAUCCAGAGUCUAACGUCACGGUCGAAUCACCGUACAAGUACGAGUGGCCGGUUCCUGUUCGGUGGAUGAAGGCCGGUGAGGUCCAGGCAGAUAUCUGGUGGCUGCUGCAGAAGGAAGUGGUGAACGUGGACAUGAGGAGCGGAGCGGCGUGGGUUCUGGCCAACAUCAACGUGACCGGGUACUACCGGGUGAACUAUGAUCUGGGAAACUGGGAGCGUCUCUUCGCUCAGCUGAGCACCGACCACCAGGUCAUACCGGUGAUAAACAGAGCUCAGCUUGUGGACGACGCCUUCAAUCUGGCCAGAGCUCAGCUGGUCUCCACCACUCUGGCUCUCAGAACCACCGCCUAUCUGUCCCUGGAGACGGACUUCAUGCCCUGGCAGUCCGCUCUGGACAACCUCAACUACUACUACCUCAUGUUGGACCGAACCGACGUCUAUGAGCCGAUGCAGGACUACCUGAGGAAGCAGGUGACUCCUCUCUUCACGUACUUCAAGAACCUGACGUCGGACUGGAGUCGUGUUCCUGAAGGACACACCGACCAGUAUAACCAGGUGAACGCCCUCCGGACAGCCUGCAGAACCGGACUAGCAGAGUGUCAGAACCUGACCAGAACCUGGUUCAAACAGUGGAUGGACGAUCCUCAAAACAACAUGAUUCAUCCCAACCUGCGCUCAGCUGUUUACUGCAGCGCCGUGGCAGCAGGCGGCGAGGCCGAGUGGCAGUUUGGAUGGUCGCAGUUUAAACAGGCGUCUUUAGCCAGCGAGGCCAGUAAACUGAUGUCUGCGCUGGCCUGUACCACCGACACGCAGCUGCUGCAGAGGUAUCUGUCUUUCACCCUGAACUCCACUUUGAUCCGUAAACAGGACGCCACCUCCGUCAUCACGUCGGUGGCCAGUAACAGAGCAGGACAGAGUCUGGCCUGGAGCUUUGUCAGGGAGCAGUGGGAGUACAUGUUCACCCAAUACGGCGUGGGCUCCUUCUCCUUCGCCUCCAUGAUCACUGGAGUCACAGCGAGAUUCUCCACACCUGCUGAACUCCAACAGCUGGAGGAGUUUGUGGAGCAGCACGGGGCCGCAGGGUUCGGCUCGGCCUCGCUGGCCGUGGAUCAGGCCUUGGAGAGGACCAGGGCCAACAUCAAGUGGCUGGAGCAGAACAAACAGGAGGUUCUGGACUGGUUCAGCAGCCAGACUGGACUUGAGAGGCACUGA
Molecule: messenger RNA, 2838 nt
Organism: Stegastes partitus (bicolor damselfish)
Lineage: Eukaryota; Metazoa; Chordata; Actinopteri; Pomacentridae
Product: aminopeptidase N-like
Exons: 23
Coding region: 1-2838 (945 amino acids)
Biological process (GO): proteolysis; peptide catabolic process
Cellular component (GO): cytoplasm; plasma membrane
Molecular function (GO): peptide binding; zinc ion binding; metalloaminopeptidase activity
Source: RefSeq, a predicted model, not a curated record